GAAGGCGUCUUAUCGCUGUCGUGGCACUGUAGUUAACGCACCCUGUCGUUUCGUGUUGCAGAGAAGUGCCUAGAAGCACAGGGGCUGCUGCUGGUGAGCGGCUGCAAUGUGUGCAGCCGCUGUUAACGUUAGCUGUUGUUAUUGGUCUCCGGCCGCGUGCAGUAUUUGUGAUAUAACGAUGUCACGAGCGCUUCUCCCCGUUCAGUUCUGUCCCGGCGGGGAAAAGCGCCCCGCAGCCGCCGCGCAUCUGUAACAUUUACACACAGCUUGGGUUAAUUUCGGGGGACAUUUUCAACAUACCGCUGCUGGUAGCCGAACUCAGCUUUUCUCUUUCUUUUUGGCUGCUUGCUUAUCUCCGAGACUUCAUUGUUGCUCUGUCUCUUGGUUCUGUCUAUGUGCGCGCAGAGAGGGGAAGGAUGAAAAAAAACAAACUCCUUUUAAAAUGUAGCAAAUAAAUAUGGCCGUGCGUCCUGGCACAUGGACAAUUCUUCUCGCAACCCGACUUAAUUCGUGUCGCAAAUGGAUACGUCUGCGUAGCCUGCUGCUAAACAAGCUUUUCUCCCACUCGUGUGUUUGUGUCACACCGCUGUUAUGGUUUCACUCUCUUAAUUUUUUUUUUUAACUCAAAAUUGCGCAGUGAGCGAGGAUAGCCAGCAGCGGGCAAUUAUAGCGACAACUUGGAAGUUUUGGUUGAAUGAAAGUGUUGUAUGGGUGAGCGUGUGUCCCACAUGACCCUUAACAAUUCGCGAAAGCUCCAAAAACCUCAUUCCCGGAGUGGGUUUCUGUUGUUUUGCGGCUAAUGAUCCAACAAAGCAACCAGUGGGUGGUCAGAUUUACACAGUCACGUUAAAGACUUGCUUUGAACCGGGGGAAAACGUUUUUUCUGCUAAACGCGAGGAAGUUGCUGAAAAACCUUGCCUUCAGCUUAAUUGUUUUGGGAAAUUCGGCGACCUGGCUUCAAAAAUUGGGCCCCCCUUUGGAACUCCACAAAGUGAACGUUGAUAUGCCACAUCAGUGAUGGAGCCCAUGACGGUGACAACGUCAGUGGUUGGACCCGAUGAGUUCGACCGCAAUGCCCCGCGGAUCUGCGGCGUGUGCGGGGACAAGGCCACCGGCUUCCACUUCAAUGCCAUGACCUGCGAGGGCUGCAAGGGCUUCUUUAGACGCAGCAUGAAGCGCAAAGCCUCCUUCACCUGUCCGUUCAACGGGAGCUGCACCAUCACAAAAGACAACCGGCGCCACUGCCAAGCAUGUCGUCUUAAACGCUGCAUCGACAUCGGCAUGAUGAAAGAAUUCAUACUGACAGAUGAGGAAGUGCAGAGGAAAAGGGAAAUGAUAAUGAAGAGGAAAGAAGAGGAGGCAGCACGGGAGGCGCAGAGGCCACGUCUGAACGAGGAGCAGGCGCGGAUGAUCUCCAGCUUGGUGGAAGCUCACCACAAGACCUACGAUGCCUCCUAUUCUGAUUUUUCACGCUUCAGGCCUCCAGUACGUGACGGCCCAGUAACACGCAGCGCCAGCAGAGCCGCCUCCCUUCACUCGCUGUCUGACGCCUCCUCUGAUUCGUUCAAUCACUCACCUGAAUCUGUGGACACCAAGAUGAACUUCAGCAACCUGCUGAUGAUGUACCAGGAUGGAGCGAGCAGUCCUGACUCCUGCGAGGAGGACACCAAACUCUCCAUGCUGCCCCACCUCGCUGACCUGGUCUCCUACAGCAUCCAGAAAGUCAUUGGAUUUGCCAAGAUGAUACCAGGAUUCAGAGAACUGACCGCAGAGGACCAGAUUGCUCUGUUGAAGUCGAGUGCCAUUGAGAUCAUCAUGCUGCGCUCAAACCAGUCGUUCAGCCUGGAGGACAUGUCCUGGAGCUGCGGGGGACCCGACUUUAAAUACUGCAUCAAUGACGUCACAAAAGCCGGCCACACCCUGGAGCUGCUGGAGCCGCUGGUGAAGUUCCAAGUUGGUCUGAAGAAGCUCAACCUGCAUGAAGAGGAGCAUGUGCUGCUCAUGGCCAUCUGCCUGCUGUCUCCAGACCGGCCCGGCGUUCAGGACCACGCCCGCAUAGAGCAGCUGCAGGACCGUCUGUCGGAGGCCUUGCAGGCCUACAUCCGGGUCAACCACCCGGGCGGACGCCUCCUCUACGCCAAGAUGAUCCAGAAACUGGCCGACCUGCGCAGCCUGAACGAGGAGCACUCCAAGCAGUACCGCUCGCUAUCCUUCCAGCCUGAGCACAGCAUGCAGCUCACCCCGCUGGUGCUGGAGGUGUUCGGGAGCGAGGUGUCAUAGCUGAGGAGGAGGAGAAGAAGGAAUCCUUUUUUUUUUUUUGUCCCUUCUACACAGACUCAUUAAGCACAGGAUGAUUAAAAACUCAGCUGCCUUCUCCUCAACUCAAAACGAAGGCUUUCACAACCCUCACACCCUGACUCUCUGGACCCUCAGGAGGGAGGCGGAUAAUCACAUCUUCCCCUCUGUCUACACCUCUUUCGUUACUCCUGGCUUGCAAAAACCAAAUGUCAGCCAUAACUGGAUAUCUGGAUUCAUAGAAUAGAAAUCUGCUGCUGGAUCACCAGAAUCUCAAACCUUGUUUUCUUUUUGUUUUGUUUUUUUCCCCCACAAACAUCUCUCUCAUUUUCAUCCUUUCCACAACUGUGGAAUCCAAAUGUUUUCCAUCACUGAAAUCUACUUCUUGUAACACUUUCUGAAAGUAAAGACAGCUUGAUAGAUGUCAUUUCCCUCUCAUCAUCAUCCUCAUCCUCGUCAUCAUCAUCAUAACUUUCCCACACGUCCACAUGGCAACAACAGUACUCAAAGAUUUGCAUCUUUUACUCAUCCCUCAGCGAUGGACUCUUAUUGUAAAUAGCUAUGAACUUUUGUUGGCUUAUAAAUUCUAACAGCAAAAUCAUCCAAAAAAUAUUGAGCGAGCUCACAGGAAGUAGAAACACUUUUGGGUCACGACGGGAGUUGAGCGAUCUGUAAAUUCUGUGUUAUGUGAAAGAAGGAAUCUUAAAUAUUCAAAACAUAUGAAGACAAAUCUUUCGGCAGAAAUCUUUUAGUUUGAGAAUGAUGGUGCACUUUGGGAAGAAAAAAACAAGAGGAUUCUGGGUAGUCAGAUGGUAGGGGGUUUUACAUUUGUAAAAAAGUAACGAAAGAAGAAUGUAUGUAUAAUUCUACAUAGUUAAAUAUGAUAAGCAUAAGAUGUGCAAGUCAAACAUUAUCUAAUGCUUGACUUGUACUGUAUAUAGACAGAAAUACUUCUGAGAGUGUUUAAUUAUAAAAGUAAUAAUAAAGAGGAUGUUAAGGCCUCCCCUCAGAUAUGUGUAUAUGCAACAUGUACACACAUGCACUGAGACGUGCUAUGAGGAGUCGCUCUAUUUUUGCUAAACGUGUACAGCAUGCAAGAGUAUCGAUGGACCACAAGGGGGUGUGUGCGCAGGCUCUGACUGAACCACAACAAACGCUCUUUGUUGGGCUCUCUGAUUUUUUUUGGACCUGUGAAGUUUGUAGGCUGACAUACACAAAGAUAAUUUCCUGUUUUGUGGAUGGCUAUUUUUUCAGAAAAAAAAAGGAAAAAAACAAAAAAAAAAUCUAGUCGUUGGGCUGGUUGGAUUGCUGCUAAGACAGAGCUUAGAUAGUUGGACAGAAACCAGCUGCCAGCUGUUGCCUCAGGGAAAGUUUGUCUGACGAUAAUGUGUAUUCGGGUUUUUACAGCGUGCGUGUGUGUGUUUGGCGUAAGCUUACAAUCAUGAGAGGGAGAUUUCGAGAGUUUUUAAAGCUCAAGGCAUCACUGUGAUUUGUAAUCAUACUGAAUAACAGCAAAAGGAAGCUAACAGAUUAACGUUUCUGGAAGAAAAAACAAACAAAAUUCUCCAUUUGAGAAACAAAAAAUUCUGAAAUUAUUUCACAUGGUCAGAUUGUCUUUAAGAGAAUAUAUGUAAUACAUUUUUAGCUACACAAUCAUUCUCAUUAAAUUAGUAGAAGCCUUAAAUUGAAUGUUUUAAGGAUAAAGCAAAUAUUUUAGAGCAGUGGUUCUUAAACAUUUUAUAACUGUAAAUAUUCUCCAAUAAGACUGAAAAAUGAACAAAAAGUUCACUUGAUGUUAGAAUUCAAAAUGUGGAAAGUCUGUGUUUUCUCACCAGUCAAAUUCCAACAUGGCUUCCUUGCAUAUAGAGUGAGUGAUACGUGCAGGAAAAAAUAAUUUUAUUUAAACUUUUAGAGAUUUUUUUUGUUAACCUGUUCACAGUGAUCAAAGGAACAAGAUGCAAAGAAAUUCAUUAUUGCCUUAUUUUGCUAACAGUAAUUGGUCAUUAUUGGAAUGACUAAACAUGCUUCCGGCCUGAAUUUAUUUACAAUUAAAGUUCUGGAUAAACUUUUUGUUUUCAAAUUGAUUGUAAAAUUAUUAAACAUUUUCAUAAAUCUAUGUAUUUAGUAUGGAAAUCAGCUAAAUUAGCGCAUCUUUUGGCAUAACACCAUCCACUAGAUGGUAGGGGUGAGAGACAUGGACUUAAGGUUUCAUCACAAUAUUUUGUGGUGUGAUAAAAAUGAUGAGAACAAUUUAACACUUCAUUUUAAGGCAACUAAAAUGAAGUGUCACUCAAAAUGAAAAUUGUGAGUGAAUGACGCUGCAAUCACAGACCCACAAACAUUGUUCUUGAUAACUGCAUUUAAUCAUAUUUCCAGAUUUACGAAUAUUUGUUGAUAUUCUCAUUGAACAAACUGGAGAAAAAUUGUGAAAAUACUAAUCUUGACAAUAGGGACAGUUUUAGAGAUUAUUAAACAUUAUUAAUUUGAAUUCAUCAAGACAACAUUAAAUCAAAAUCUUAUAAGACAUUUAUCACAAUUAAUGAUAAACGAUAUGAUAAAUGCCCACCCUUCUAGAUGGCGACAAAGUGCCCUCCAAUUGAUUUUUGAAAUCAUGUGUUACAUGUGCAUAAGCAAACAUUAGACAUUUCGUUUCAUAAAUACUACUAAAAAUUGUUAGUUUUGCUAAAGCUAGCCGAGGUGCUAGCACCGGUACUUGCAUGAGCGUUUGAGAACCACGGCUCUAGAGGAGUAGCAGACUGUAAUCGCAGAGGGCAGAGACACAAACAUGAGAAGGACUUUUACAUGGAUGAAAAAAGUUCAGCCUCCUACCUUUUUGUUGUCACAUUUAUGUCAUUUUAAUACCAGCUGCAUAAGCAAAGGUAGUUUUUAUCACUACAUAUCAUAUUGUUUCUGUUGACAUGGCGCAUGCUCACACCUCAUGCAGACCUGGAUCACCCCCUUGUGGAAAAAAAACUUUGUAAAUACCACUUUCUUAGUCUGUACAUAGCAGCUGAUGUAGGUAAAUUACUAAGAGGAGUAAGUCGUUGACGGGAAGGUGCUUUGGAGAUGCUAGGCUAUAUGCAAUUAGAGAAACUUACUGUGUAUUCAAUUUGAGUGGACAGAGCCGCUUAAUACGACCGACUUAAUGAGUUGUUUGUCACAUAUAGUAUUAUAUUAUGAAUAUUUUAGAGAGCUAGGAUCAGCUUCCAUCUAACGCCAAAUAUGAGCUUUUGAUGUAAUCUCUUAAAUAAGAGAUGGAAAUAAAAAUUUAUCUUAAUUUCAAAUGAAUUGAACAUUCCCAUAAUCCUAUAAUCACCCAAAGCGACUCAGUAAGUUCUCAUUAUUAGGCGACUUUUUGUCCAUUCCAAGAAUUCUGGAUGUACGUCUUUCCUCUCUUGUUCAAUCAAUAAGCUUUUGAUGAUAUAUAUAUAUACAUAAUACUUUCAUUUGGGUAAUUAUCUGAUUUCUUCUGUUUGUCAAGAUUGUUUAUUUGCAUCCUGCUGCAAUGCUUGGCUUUCUGCUCGGGAGCUUUGUUGAAUGAAGCAGCAUGUGUGGACCUAUGGAGCCUAUCCCAAGUAUUUUAACUCUACAAGGAAAAGCAAAAACGUUUGCUCAUCAUCUGUAAGAACUGCAGUCCACAUAUGCAUCAUCUUUUUUCAGGAGCUAAUUUCUCAAACCGCCAAGUGAUCAUCAAUAACACUGCCUCAACUGGUUGGGUACGAGACGUAUCUGACUACUAGCUAUGGCGUGCCUCUUUGUUCAUCAACCAGUCAUGUUACCAUCUCUUCUUCUUUGUCAUUGUCUUCAACAGCCAGUUACAACAACUCUUCUCUGCAUAGCUUUAAGUUAGCAGCCAACCAAGCUCCGCUCUGGAAAUCCGUGACACACCCAAGACCUGAUGGGGGUCCUGGGAUUUGAAGGAGUGCCGUCAGUUUGGACCUCAACAAGACUGUGUAGAAUUUGUAUAAAGGUUAUACAAGAUCAAGUGUUUUUAAACUGCAAAGACGUAGGGACUCGCCGUACAAGCAGAGUGCUCAAGAGACUGACCGAUGGACAGAUGUCGCCUCUACUGUCUCGAGUUGGGACGUUGUUGUGCUUUGUACUCCGUGACUCAAGGUUCUGAUUUUUUUUUUAACAAAUUGUGGUUUGUUUGGUAACAAUAGUCGUGUAAAGACUUUUUUCAUUCAGCAUCUACAUCACAGAAUGCAGGACAGGGCGACAGGGGGGAGAAUCUGCAGUUUUAGGGGUGCAGUGUGACGCAUCAGUUAUAUCUAGAUCAAAUUUAGAUGUCUACACUCCUUGGACAAAAAUUUUGUAGUUUUCACACCAUUUUAUAGCAGAUUUGUCAGCGCCCCAAAAUCAUUGAAGUCUCUCCCGUCCUGUAGCCCUCGUCCCCCUCGAACCAGGUCAGCAGCUCCACCUCAGUAGCCUUAUUUACAAAGACCUCACUAAGCUGGAAACAUUUAACAGAUACCUCAGUGAUUUACAGUAUAGACUUUUCACAAUAGCCUUUAAAGGGAACCAAACAUAAACGUCUACCACACAGACACACCACAACUCUCUCCUCAGAAACCUUCAGUGUUUUCAACCUCAAGUCGACUGCAAACUCUAAAGCAGUUCUUGCAUAACAAGGGACAUCCGGUAGAAUUUGCUAGUCAGUAUCCGAGUGGAUCCCAAUGUUUCUAAAUGUUGACGCUCUGCUUUCCCUCCUCUUCUUGGUUUGUCUCUGUCCGUGUUCUGUUGAGCUUCGGCACCACGUUUAACCAAAAAUACUACCUCUCCUGUCUGGACAUAUAGAUAUAUAUUUUUGGGGGAGUUGCAGCAUGAUUGUGUAAUAUAGAACACAAGUUUUUAUUUUAACAAUAAUCUAGAGGUUUUUAUGUUUGUAUAUUUACAGUAGAGUUUUUUUUCUUUUUUUAAUGCUGGAUUAUUUUUCUUUUCCAAUUUUUUUUUACCUCAAAUCGCUACAAAUUUUAAAUCUGCAGUGCGGAACUUUAAUUCCCCCUUCUGGCUGGUAGAUGAGUUACAGUGUAGAUAUAUGUGAUGUACAGCCACACAAUUUCACUGCUUUCAUUCAUACCAUCACUCAUAAUUUUUAUUGCAAUAGUUUUAGGCUCAGAUCAUUAUAUAUUGGUAUAGAUAUGCAACAGCUGACACUUACAGAUUUAUUUAUUGUGCAUUUGAAAUUUAAAAACAUUUAAAUACAUCAAAGUGUUGCAUCAUUCCAUAAGAAGAAGUCUUAGACAGUAAACACUGUAUUAAUUUUAUUUUUAUUUUUUUUGCAUGAUAGAUUAGCUUACAGAGCAGAUUUAACAUUUGCAGAUCUUUGCAUGUUCAUUACUUCAGCUUCAAUGUCAUUAACAGUGGGCCGCUCUUGCACCACUUUCUCACUGACUGAAGUGUGUGAAUGCAUGAUUAAACUCCCUGCAUGGUAACUAAGGCUUCAUUCACAUAGCAACUCAAAGCGCAGGUAAUUGUUGGAUCCUCGUGUGUGACAAGAUGGGAUCUAUUUCGACUGAAAAGCAAAACUCUUGUAGAUAAUUGGACCUGUAGAACAGGAACGUCUCUCUGUAUCUCACUGCACCUGCUUUUAAACCACCUUCGGUUGCCAUAGUAGCGUCAGUGGCUCAGCUGGGAAAAAAAUGCAGAGCAGAACACUGUAGCGUGUUCACAGAACACUUAGAAAUGCCUGAGAAAAAUACUCGUGCCAUGUGUAAAAUGCUUUAAUUUCUGUUUAAGCUGUUUAUGAAGUGCUAUUUUUGAACAUAUGCAGCCGCACUUAUUAGUACCCCUGAUAAACAAGGGUAAAAUGAGCUAAAAUAAGUUUGUCUUUUAACCCUCCUGCGUUCUAAUUGCGAUGCUCAGAAGGAGAGCGGCAUGUGUGACGGUCAGACAGUGAGGAAGCAGGAGCGGUUAUCCCAUCAGACCGUCACUUCCAGAAACCACAACAACAACCACAAAACUUAUGUCGCUCGGGGGUUCCGCGCACAGUAAAAAGCUUGUGGGGUCCAGUUGACCCCUUCUCUUAAGACUGCGGGAGGGUUUUGUUUAACGCAGAAGCAUUAUCUCACACUGAAGAAUAAAGAAAGUUCAAACAAUCAUGUCAUUUAAAAGUCCCACCUUAGGAAAAAGUAAGGAAUAAUAAUAGGAAAACAUGUUUAUGUAUAUUUCUGCCCCCGGGACACAGAAAGGCAUGAACUCACAUCUUCUUAAAAAAUAAAGCUAAGUAUUAAUAUACUUUUCCACCUGUGAUUUUGUUCAAUAAAAUACAUUUCUCCAAUUAAAAAAUUGACCAAUAAAAAAGUUCAGGGAUUCUGCAGCUGCAAUAAAGGCAGACUACAGCCUUUGCACGUCUGCCAGGGGUGCCACUAAAUAUGUUGAGCUCUGUAGAUGAACUAGGUUACAUAUACAGUAUAACUAUAAAAGACUAAAGAGUAGUUGAUUUUCUUCAAAAGCUACUAAACUAACAGCUGGAUUUCUGCUGCAUGAAAACCACCUUUGUGCAGCUUGUGCCAAAACUUUUAGCUCAGCUGAAACGUUGAGCGGAAAGAAUUUGACGUUUGUUAGUGUCAGAUAAGGAGAGCUGUAGAUUUUUCUCUCGCUGAUGCCGCUCAGCCGGCUGGUUGAGUUUUUGUAACAUUGGGAUCCCGAUUUAGUUCAUCACCAAAAGUAGAAUUUUUUUUGUUUUGCUUUGUUUUUGCAGCCAGACACAUACACACACACACUUUCACAUUUAUACCGCAGCCUAUCACUCUCAGCACUCUGCCUUCUGUCGCUCACCUCUAACUGAUUCUGAUUGGCUGAUUUAGUUGGUGCUGUGAGUCCGUUUGAAGACAACCAGGCCACUUUGUUGCUUGACGAGUUUUUUUUUUCUCCCCUUUUUGUGAAUAAGAUAUAUUUGCCAGCUUCACUUAAGUCAAAAUUUAGCACCUCAAACUGCUGUGAAAAAGGAUCCAACCCUUACAGAUUUCCUUGGUUUUUGCUUGUUUUGUCUCACCUAAAUGUUUAGUCAUCAAACGUGUUUUAAAAUCAGACAAAAAUAACCUCUGUGCGUGUGUGUAUAUAUACAUAUAUGUACACACACACACACACACAUAUAUACAGUACAGACCAAAAGUUUGGACACACUUUCUCAUUGAAUUCAAUAUAUAGAGGGUUUUUUCUGCAUGAAUGUGUGUAAGACCACACAACAGGAUUUCAGUCAAAUUUAGGUUCAGACUUUGACUAGGACACCCCAAGUUCUUCAUUUUGGGGUGGACUUUCUGGUGUUGUCCUGCUGUAUGAUUUCAAGAUGUGCUUAAACGUAAAGGACAUGAAUUUGAUAGUUGGACAUCCUCUUUCAGCUGAAUCCAUCUUGUUCCUGAGGAAGCAAAGCAACCCCAGACCAUCGUGCUCUCGCCACCAUGUGUUGUUAUUCUCAAAUUCUGUUGGUUUCAUAGAUUUGUGCCCACAUUUUCCUAAAGUUUUACUUUUUUCAGACCAAAGGAUAUGUUCCUAAAAGUCUUGAAUGCUUGGCUAAUGUGGGACUAAUAUGUUCCUUUUGAUCAGCUAUGGUUUUGCCGUUGAAAUGCCCCCAUGGCAGCCAUCUUUGCCUAGUUUCUGUUUUGCUGUUGAAUCAUGAACACUGACCUUGUCUGAGGUCGGUGAACCCUUCAGGUGUUGCUCUGGAAGUUUUGUGACCUUGUGGGUGAGUUGUUGAUGAGUAAUUCUGUCGCUUCCUAGGAAGCUUCACCACUCUUCCAUGUUUUCACUGUUUGUCUACAGUGAUUCUCAGUGUGGUUCCUGAAAUCCCAAAACUUUAGAAAUGGGUUUGUAAACAAUCCCAGACUGAUGGAUGUCAGUGACCUUGAGUUUCUAGAUCUUGCAGCCUGAUUUGACAUUAUUCAGCCUACUUCAUGUUGUCAGUCAGGGGCGAGUUGAGUGAGUUUUUGAUCUUACAGCUAAUCAAAGUUGGGUGCUGAUAAUGAAUCCAAACCUACAGGGUUUGUAUGGGUGCUUCAAAUCCUUGAAAAUGCUUGAAUUUCAAUUAGGUGUUUUCAACAUUUGGAAAGUACUUGAUUUUUGUACAAAGUCCUUAAAAGUGCUUUUGUGCAGUUUUGAUCUGUGUAACAAAUUUAUUGAAACUGGGGGACUUUUUUUGUUAAAUUAUUGUUUUGUUCUCAGACCAGCCAGGUGUGUCAGGUGUGUGAAAGAGACAUUUCAAAACAUACAAUUUUGUUGCAUUUUAGCUUACUACUAAUUGAAACUGUCUUCUUUAGUUCAUUUGUAUUAUUUUUAUUUCCAAUAUUUGGUGCUGAGAAAGUUUGGAAAUUUACCUUGAAAAGUGCUUGAAUUUUGGGAAAAUGUACAAACCCUGAGCCUAGUUUUUGUGGUUAGUCAGGUAAUUCAUUCAGCAGGAUAAAUAUUUGUUAAAUGGUUCUUCAUUCAGGGCCUGGGUGGCUUGGACAAGUUUUUACCCCUAAUAAGUUAUAGUUUGUACACUACAUUUCAUAUUUCCUCAGGUUAUCUUUGUCUGAUGUAACAAUCUAUUCAUGUAAAGCAGUGAUGUCAUUUUGAACCGUAUCAAAAUUGUGAAUGACCUUAAUAUAUUAAUAAUCAGCAGUGUCUGCAUUUGAUGACUACUUCUUAAGAUUAAAUAGUAUUGAACAUAUUUUAACAUUAACAAAAUAACUGCUUUGAUUUGAUCAUCUGGUGGAUCGCAUUCCAAAACUUACGACCUCGAGUUUGACAUGUGAUCUAAAACAUUUAAGUGUGCCAAAAAGAAGACAUCUUUAAGGGGGCAUGUGCUUUUUUCAUUGCACUGUAGCUUCAAGUGGAUCUCAGUUUUUCAACCUUUUUGAUUCAAAGUGUUUGAACUAAAACUUGUUUGACCUUGAGAAGAGCAGCUGCUUACAAAGUCUGUUUUCUUCCUGUUAGCUGAUUGCUACCUGCUGCUCUGACUCUGUUUCUCUGCUACCUCUUUAAAUAUGCGCUUGCUUGCUCACACACACACCCACACACCCCCCACACCUGCACUUCAAUACUGACUGAAGCAGACAGUGAACACACACACAUUCAGACAAACACACACGUGUGCACUUCUCGUUCCCUCACCAGCAGUGUUUUGCCAAUGAUGCACUUGUGGUUUUUUGUCUAGUAAAAUGUUCUGCAAAACAUAUGAAGUCUGAAAAGUGAUUAAUCAGCCUAUGUAUCUCUUUUUUUUCUUGCUGGGUUUUUUAUUAUUAUUAUUAUUAUUAGCAAAUCUUUAUAAUAGUUGGUUUGGACAAGUGAUUUAACGUAAAUUGAAUUGUAAAUCAUGUACAUUUCAAAAAGCUUCAUGUCUUUUUCAAAGGAAACACAGAAUUGCACAUUGUGCUCAGCUCAGUUUUACCUUGGUGUGCCUAAAACCCACAGCCUUAUUUUGGGACUAUAUCAGGGGUUUUCAAUCAGAAUUCAAAACGUUCUGUAUCGUCUUUUUCUCUCUCUCUCUCUCUUCAUAUCCACACGUAUGUUAGUUUGUAACAAGCCAAAAGUAGCUCUCAUGGAGGCGCAUUCCCAUCACAGGGAUGCGCUCAGUAUUGGUUUAUGUUGGCUGGGAUUCCCCUUUAUUUAUUCCCCUUCUGAGGAAACGUCCGACUACGUGUCAAUCAGAUAACCUAAAAAGAAAAUACAACUUGUUCUGAUGUAGCAAAGUGUAAUAAAAUUCAGAGUUUUUAUGUGAUUUGACUUAAUUUAAGCUUGUUUGUACGAAUGUCCUGUAAACAGACCUGUUCUAAUAAUUCUGUGUGCGAGAAGCAAAUGUUUUAAGUCAGAGUUUAUUUAAUGAAGAGUCCCAAGAUAAGUAUCUUUAUCCUCCACACUUGCACACGCCACCAUGCAGUAAAAGUCACCAGACACCAGACCAGCUUCUAGCUGAAAUCAAAACCCACUGCUGCCAUGGCGACGCUAUUGAUUACCUCAUCAAUAGCCAUAUAGCAACAAAAUAGUGUUACACAAGAAGUACCUUAACCAGUGUCUCUAUUUUUGCUCAAAUCACCACCUGUCUGUUUUUUUGUUUUUUGCUUCUACUUUUAUUUAUUUUAAUGUUCCUCCUUUUGCUCCCUUCAUUUAUAAGCAAAUUCUUUUGAUUACCAUUAUUGUAUGUAGUAAAAUAUUAAUAAUGCUUUUUUGGGGGGUUGGAGGGAAUCACAAAUAAAACAGCUGUACAUAAUGAUGCAAAACCAA
Messenger RNA from Xiphophorus couchianus (Monterrey platyfish), 12498 nucleotides. RefSeq names its product vitamin D3 receptor A. The transcript has 10 exons. The record is from RefSeq and is a predicted model, not a curated record. Gene Ontology annotation, molecular function: zinc ion binding; vitamin D response element binding; nuclear receptor activity. Gene Ontology annotation, biological process: negative regulation of transcription by RNA polymerase II; cell differentiation; positive regulation of transcription by RNA polymerase II. Lineage: Eukaryota; Metazoa; Chordata; Actinopteri; Cyprinodontiformes; Poeciliidae. Gene Ontology annotation, cellular component: nucleus. The coding region runs from base 1018 to 2280 and encodes 420 amino acids.